Molecule: messenger RNA, 2068 nt
Organism: Linderina pennispora
Lineage: Eukaryota; Fungi; Kickxellomycota; Kickxellomycetes; Kickxellales; Kickxellaceae
Exons: 2
Coding region: 42-1919 (625 amino acids)
Source: RefSeq, a predicted model, not a curated record
CUCCAGUACUUUCCAAUUGCACUCUUUGCGUCACUCUAUCCAUGUACCCACUCGCCCAAUCCCCACCAAUGCUCAUCCUCGAACGGAUUGUAUUCUUUUACGUUGGAAAUCUCAUGUAUUUUGAGCCUGGCCCGAAUGCCUGCUUCUGCGCUCCAUAUACUCGCCUUGCCGCCAUACUUGGAGUCUGUCGUUCGUGGCGAGAGGCUGGAUUAGAUAAACUCUAUGAGGAGCUUUGGUGGUGUAAUGUGCACAGCUGCACCUUCUGUAAUAUGCGGAGUUGCUGUGGUCGAACACUUACACACAAACUCCAUGGGUCAAUAUCGGCUGGCAAUAUACUUCGCGUGAGAAAACUGAGGCUUCACUGGGAUGUCGCAACUAUUGCAGACGGAUUAUUAAAUGGUGUGUUCCAGACUGCUCCAUUCAGUCACACAUUCCCCAAGGCUACUUCUGUUGAAUGGUCUUUUUGGUGCGGUGGUGAACGAGUCGAUGCUAGUACUCCUGUUGAAUCAGCGCUUGCCAACGCAUUCUGCAGCCAUAUCUCUAGGAUAUUCCCAGAUACAAAUAGCAUUACGAUAUGCGAAUCGCCACUGUUCGCCGAUCAUUCAGACACCCCAUUUGCUCGUAGCCUUGUGUCAGGCCUGCUUGACCAAGCAACCUCGAUUGAGUGCCACGCGUCAUUGCCGGCAGGCAUUGAUCCCAUCUCUAUUUGUAUGAUGAACAUGCGCAGUUUAUCAUUCACCAUCCGGAGCGCAGAUUCAUUGGCUAUUGAGGUGAUACACCGUAACGCAUCUUCACUUGAAGUACUUCAAGUGCAUAGCAGCGUAGCUCUAGUGUUCUCCAAACUCGUUCUUGUGGACGGCAUUCCUAAAGUGUAUCCGUCUGUUCAAUCUCUGUCACUGGACUUUUCUAAUCCGCGCGAAUCCGACAUUAAUAUCCCCCUUGACUCACCCGCAGGGGCUCCUUUUCCAGCUCUCAAACAGGUGGAAUUGUAUUCCUUGUAUCCUUUCGGUAACGAUGUGGUAUUUAGGGGGUGCAGGCUAACACUUGAAAUUAUCGAUACAUCUCUGGAUGAACAAAGCACCCAGGUUUUGGUGAACCAUGGUGUAUUUGAUCCUGACCGUUUUCCCCUAUUGUCAGACCUUGCGAUAUUUUAUUUUGAAUCCAUUUUUCAAGAGCCCAAGAAGGAAAUACUCAGCCCCCUCAUCUGUCUCGGAGCCAAGUUAAGAGUUUUGAACAUUUAUACCAGUUGUUACUCGUUCGAUAGCUUAGAGCUCCCCAUCGGGAUAUUUGGCCAGAACAUCACGGUUCUCAAAAUCCCAUUCAUUAGUUUUUCACUCCACCAGGCACUGCAGCUUAUACAGACACUGCCAUAUCUGCGAUGGAUGGCGAUUGAUAUUGAUAGUACCGACGAGAUGCUCACCGACGAUGGCACACAUAGUGGCUGCAUGAGACACUGCCGCCAUAGAUGGCUCGAAGAUUACCAACUUGGCGAUAGCAACGGGAGCACUGCAGAUGGUGAUUCGGACAGAGAGGAUAUCAGCGGCCAACAUCACAAUCAGCAGGGCGAUCUAUACCACAGAGAUUACAGUGGUAACUCUUCACAGAAUGGGGAACUGCACGAUUUCCUAUUCGACCAUUUGGAUGUGGUGUACGCAAAUAUGCAGUUCCUGGAUAAGCUCUACGCAGAUUUCUACCCGCUGUCGACAACGCUAACCAUUCUGGAAAACCCCCACUGUGAUGAGCAGAAGGUAGCGAUAUGCAGGGCAAUCAUAAUUCUCAUGGUACUUUGUCCAAGCAUUCGGAUGGCUUAUACCACAUUUGCAGAGGAUGAAACCAUUGCCCGCUCGAAGGUAGUGGAGACAGAACACCAUUCUAGCCUUGUGCAUAAUCUCGAGAGUGCCAUUUAUACUGGUAACUAGCUAUUCGUUUUGGCUCAAUAGAUUUAUGGUCACACCUCAAUGAGAUAUAUCCUGUCGUCGGAGUGCUGUUGCUACACUACGCCAUACUGAUGUUCAGGUGUGGUGCUGUGAGUAAUCAUUGAUUAAGACCACUACCAUAUGAGAGUGGC